CGCCCAAACGCCAUUACGUUGGUUUCCGACGUUGCUUCAAGUCUGAAUCGAAGUAGGCUAGCUAGAUAUUGCCAAGCGUACUUUCCAUAUGUCUCUAUGUUCAAAUAAAUAUUCUGGUCAUAGAUAGUCUUGUAAAUGUUUUUUUUUGGUUUUUUUUAAGAAUCCGAAAAUAAUUUUCAAAGCAAUCAACGACAACUGUUGGAUCGAAAUCUUCGCCUCAUCCAGCGUUUAUAAAUGAAGCAAAUAGCUACUUGCUAGCGAUCUAGCGGCUACGUUGGCUAUCUAAUCGGUUAGGGAGCUAACAAGUGACAAUUCACAAAGGUAAACAAGCCAACCGCUAGAAAUUGAAGGGUGGGAUGUGAAUAUCAUUUAUGUAACCUGCCGUGUUUUUUUUGCAAAAUGGACCAUGGAGGACCUUUGCAACGCGAGGACUGUAAUAUCGUUUAACGAGAUGAGAAAUACAGCGACAUUCCAAUAGCAACGUCGCUACUGAAAAACAAUACAAAUCCCGAAUCCCUCGUCCAUUUACAUGGUGAAAGCCAUCGGUAAAGGCCUGGUGUUAGUAUUUAGCUAACUAACUGCCCCUAGACCAUCAAAUCCACCCUUGUGCAGUAGACUGCAACAGCCGUGCCCUGGAAACGUCACCGUUGUCACAGGAUUUGGAGGAUGCUGACACUGAUGCACCUGAGAGAGAACCCUCCUGUCUGACACAACCAGCUGGAUUUAACACGCCCUCCCCUCAGUACCCCCAUCUCCUGCACCUGAACCAUGUGAGGGCCCCUCGCUCCACUUUGAGGGGAUCCCAGGACUGUUGUGUAAAAGCAGCCGCUGAGCGGGGCCAGAGUGAACCUGUGUGUGAGCAAGCAAUCUUCCCCCUAACCCCCCACCCACAUAUUCCCGAACCCCUUCCCAUUGGGAACACGCCAUGAUGUUCCGAGACCAGGUGGGCAUCCUGACAGACUGGUUCAAGGGCUGGAACGAGUGUGAGCAGACGGUGGCGCUUCUUUCCUUGCUGAAGAGAGCGUCUCGUACCCAGGCCCGCUUCCUGCACAUCUGCCUGGAGCACUGGCUGGCAGACUGCACUGAGAUCCACAUCCUGGAGGCUGAGGCCAACAAUGCAGACAUUGUGAGCCAGUGGCACCAGGAACCCAUGGAGAAGGCGGUGUCCCUGCUGCUGUCCCACCUACCCCUGCUGCAGCCCCGCAACAGCGAGGCCAAGUGUGAGUACAUGAAGCUGCUGCAGAAGGUGCUGAGCCACACCAUCGAGAGCAGCCUGUUUGUGGAGGAGAGCAGACAGCUGCUGUCCUACGCCCUCAUCCACCCAGCCACCACCCUGGAUGACCGCACCUCGCUGGCCAUGUGGCUUAACCACCUGGAGGAGCACCUCUCCAGCGGCUACCCAGCGCCCUCCUCCCGGCCCCCCUACCACCCCCGUCAGGGCUCAGAUGAGUGGCCGUGCUCCGCGGAGGGACUGGACCCUGGCCACGGCUGGCUGGACAAGCCCCCCUCCUCCAGCUCCUCCCCUGCAGGGCAGAAUGGACACAUGUCUUUCCAGGGCGGGAUGCCCUCGCCCAUCAACAGCAACAACGCAGGCAUGGGUCAAAUGGGCCAGGCCAGUCCUCUGAAGAGGUCCUUGUCCCUGAUCCCCUCCAGUCCCCAGGUCUGUGGCGCAGAUUGGCUGAGCCAGGACGACCUGGGGGGGCGACAGGCCUUUGACCACGCGCCCCUGUCCCCGCAGAGUAGUGUGGCAUCCUCAGGCAGCGAGCAGACUGAGGACCAGGGCUCCAGAAACACCUUCCAGGAGGACGGCAGUGGCAUGAAAGAUGUGCCCAUGUGGCUGAAGAGCCUCCGUCUUCAUAAGUACGCAGCACUUUUCUCCCAGAUGACUUAUGAAGAGAUGAUGAUUCUGACAGAGCACCACCUGGAGUCACAGGUUUGUCAUCGUUUGUCACAGAAUGUGACCAAAGGUGCUCGGCACAAGAUAGCCCUGAGUGUCCAGAAGCUGCGAGAGAGGCCAAGCGUUCUCAAGUCUUUAGAGAAGGAUAUAUUGGAGGGGGGCAACCUGCGUAACGCCCUACAGGAACUACAGCAGAUCAUCAUCACCCCCAUCAAGGUCUACAGCUACAGCCCUCCCAGUGUUUCCCACAGAGAUAUGGAGGGGACUGGAUCUCCCUCAGACCACACCAACCCUGGGGAGGACAAGGACCUGGCCCAGGAGGGCUUCCAGCCCCACAACCCCCCUCCCUGCGACGGGGAGUCCUCAGCCACACCCAUCUCAGACCGCGACAUUGCUGGCCAGUUCACGCGUGUCAUGGGUAAAGUGUGCACUCAGCUACUGGUGUCCAGACCGGACGAGGAGAAUAUCAGCUGUUACCUGCAGCUCAUUGAGAAAUGUCUGACACAUGAGGCUUUCACAGAGACUCAGAGGAAGAGACUGGUCUCCUGGAAGCAGCAGGUUCUCAAACUGCUCCGCUUGUUCCCAAGGAAAGCCAUGCUGGACAUGCCUGUGUACCGACAGAAAGGCUGGGCAUAUGGGUCCAACUCCCUCCCCACAGCAGGCUCUGUGAGUGCUGGGGGUCUGGCACGUAGGGGGCAGAGGUCAUUCCAGAUGCCCCCUCGUGGCCUCACUGCCGGGCGCAUGGGGCUCCUGAGUCCAGGUGGCAUCGGGGUUGCUUCCCCACGCCACACCCUCACCAGCCCCACACUGCCAGGCCAGGGCAGACAGAACCUGUGGUUUGCCAACCCUGGGGGCAGCAACAGCAUGCCAAGCCAGAGUCGCAGCUCCGUGCAACGGACCCACUCACUCCCUGUCCACACCUCCCCGCAAACCAUGCUCCUGUUCCAGCAGCAAGAAUGCCAAGUUCCAGGUGCAGACCUGGAGAUCAACCCCACCCUGGAGUCACUGUGCCUCAGUAUGACAGAGCAUGCCUUAGGGGAUGGAAUGGACCGAACAUCAACAAUAUGAAAUUAAAAGCAGUGAAAGGAAGAAACCAAACUGACACUUCACUUCAACUGAGGCCUGUUCAGUUCCUCUUGCCCAGCACAAAAAUAUAUGCUUAAAAAAGAAAGCGAAAUGGUCACUACAAAACGACAACUAACAGUGUAUGUUCUCUGAUAUUUUUCUACUUUAUUAUACUUAACUGAGUUUAUUAUAAAUGGAAUACAGAUGACUAUUAUAUUACAGGAGGGAGAAGAGGUUACUUGUGCAACCUGCUCAAUGUCUUCUGCAGGUCUGUGACAUUAAAAGGAGCAGAUUGAUGCUCCGAGUGUUGGGCUUUGAGAGGAAAAUGGAGGAUUGGUGCUGUCUUAAGGGGUUUCUAACUUACAUGUUUCUCCCCUUUUCCUCCCAGAAAAAAAAUCCACGCAGAGCCACGCCUUACACCCCCAGAUACUUUAACUGUAUGGUCAGGGUCUCCCAACCAGGAGUAAGGCACUUGGCCUCCCAAUUGGGCACUAGAACAGAAUCCCACACAUGACCAGCCUGUAGCAUGGCUCUGAUCCUUGAACACAACUACAGCUGUCUACACAACCACCCUGCUACAGCCAGAGCUAGUUAGGCCCUGACAGUGGACACACCAACACCCUGGCUCAUUCCCCUCACAUACCCAACAUGGGUAUUACUGGCUCUGACACCUCCUCACCUCUACUAGGCCAAAGAGAAGGGCUCUGUGUGAAUAUCUAUGUUAGACUGAUGUUUGGAGUGGCCAAUGCGACAUUAGACAUGGUAAUUGUUAAAACAAUGGCGGUUUGAACGUAGCAUGCCGGCUGCAACUUGUCCGCAUUGAUAUUUUUGCCCUACUACAAAAAUGAUGAUGAAUCUCAUUUGCAAGUUAAGGGCAGAGGGAAAACCCCACAGGGUUGAAAAAGGACUGGGGAGGUUUCUUCUGUGGGGGCUGUGAGAACUUGCAUUGGUAAAGAAAAUGGAAAAAAAUCCAAGGGGAGCUGUUGGCGCAUGUGUUUUCAAGUAGUUACCUCCCUAUGUUAUACUGGGUGAGGAAGCUUAAUGAAUUCACCUUCUACCCUGAGGCCCCAUUAUGACUGGUCCUGAAAAAUGCAAAGGAAGCACCGUCUCUGCCACUCAGAAUGAACCAGUACCCACCUCACCCUGCCCUCUCCUCAACAGCCUGUGUGGAGAUCUGCGGAAUCAUACUUUUUAAGUAGCCAGAAUAGAUUCCCACCCUGCGCUUACUUACAGCUGCACUGGGGUUGGACAGCCUCCCUGUUUUGAUUAAGACACAGAGGAGCCGGCGUGAGAAAACGUACCCCAAUCCAGGGAUGAGAAAUGUGAUGUACUCGGAAUUGUCCUAUUAUCUCAACUGAUACAUCGAAGAUUAAACAACUGAUCGUUUUUAAGUAAACUGCCGUUUUCGUCGUCCUGCUAGCCAGCAGUAGCCACAGCAGCUAUUAUGGACUGGCAUGUCGCGUUGAACGACGAAGGAGCUGAGUGGCUGACACUGCAAUUCCAAAAUGGCUGCUGUGGCUUCUGCUACCUACCAGGAGGACGAAAAACUAGCAGUCGUUCAAUAUUUUCGGUGUAACAGUUGGGAUAAUGGGACAAUUUGGAGUACAACGCAUUUCUCAUCCCUGGAUUGGGGUACGUUUUCCGAGCCACAUCUCGCGUCCGGCUCCGCGGUGGCUUAAUCUAAACUGGAAGGCUGUCCAACCCCAGUGCAGCUGUAAGAAAGCGUAGGGUGGGAAUCUAUUCUGGCUUAUAUUUUAAGGUGCUUGAAAUAUGUCCUGUUUGGGUCUCUAUGUGUUCCAGUUGUAAAACCCUAACACUUAUUUUGUGGUAUCAGUGUUGAAUCAGAAACUCUUAUACAACCUCUGUCUUUGAAUGUGGCAGAGCGGAGGUGCAUGUAUGUAUAUGGUCUUAACGUUUGGAUCACCUUUGGUUGCAUCACGAGGCAGGGAUAUCCAUUCGCAUUUUAUUUCUGCAGAGCCAUAGCUGGUCUAUUUGUUUAGUAAACAUGGUUAUUUACCAGCACGACUCAUUUUUUUUUUUUUUUUUUUUUACUACUCCCUUCAUUUUAAGAGCGUCUGUUUUUUUUCUAGAAUUGCAUGUUUUUCCCCCACACUAAUUGAACGAUUGUUGUAGAUAUUGAGAGAGGGUAGUUUGGCACAGUCAUGGUAGUGCUUAAUGUCUACAAAUCCUCCAGAGAGCAGAGAUGAUGGGACUGGAGUUCAAUGUUGAUACCUCCUAACAGCACUGUUUACCUCCCUCUGGGAGUGCCCAUUUCAUCUUCUGCGAUGUGUAAUGAUGGGUCCGAAAAUAAGACUGUUGGCACUUCAGUGCUCGUAAAUAUGCUGUCUCAGUAUGUAAGGCCUAAAGCACGUCGCUAAGCCUUCUACCACAUGAGAGGGCUGGGUAGAGAAUGACAGAUGCCUUCUACCCCCUCAGUUCAGCUGCUUAUCUACUCGCUGUAAUCAUGAUUCUCACUAGACUAGAUAGUGUCUAGUGAGUGAGACCUGUAUGAGGGUAUGUUGUGUACCCUUUGCUCUGCGCUCCUAAAGUUUUUGAGUGGCAAGUGAAGACUGAUAUUGCCUGGCCUUGUGGGUUUGAACUGUCAGAUGCCGCAGGCUGAUUAACAGUUGAUGUCACCUGAAAUGCACAGCGACAGCUUCCUCUCUCUGAUUUGGCUGUUGAGCCUGAGUAGUGUCCUAGUCAUGGUUUUCCUCUGAGCUGGCUCUUGGAUAGAUAUGACUUUAUGAAUACAUUAGAUUCAUUCCCACAAAGAGAGUAGAAUGGUUACAUUUUUUUUCUCACAAAUUUCAGGUUUAGAUAGGCAACCAAUGAUCUCAAUCUAAGCUAUUAAACUGAUAAUUGAUACUAGCAUGACAUGUAAUAUGGCUCAGGUUGUCAUUUCCUAUCCCUGUCGCAAUACACACAAUGGCACCUGAAGUAAUUCCUCCACGUAUGGGGUAGCCAGUCCCGUUGUAGAAAAGUCUUAGUUCUUUCGGCGAGGCUAAAUUGAGUUUGCACAUGCCAGUGGUUUAGGAUGCAGAGGGGGAUGAAAUAGCCAAUCUGAGUCAUAAUACUAUAUGUGCAAGUCUAGCCCAACACUAACAAUGGGUGAAGGAAUAUGUUUACCCCCGUGUUUACAUUUCAGUGAAGCAUGAAAUUGGUUAGAAAAUGCACUUCAUGAGUCUGGCUUUAUUUUCACAUGCCAAGCAGAAUUAUGAGGUACAUAACCAGCCUGUCAUACAUGAGACUCCUUCUCCCAAGUGGCCUGUCAGAUGUGGUCAAUGUCCCUGCCUGGCAUAAUAAAUAAGCAGUACGUUGUAGGCUUUUCAAUUUUUUUUUUGCAUCUCUGUCUUGUACAAUUUAUAUUUAAUUUUAAUGACUCCCCAAACAUUUUUCUAAUGUUUUAUGAAUGAACAGUUUGCAUCCCAUGCUUACACAAGCUACUUUUUUACUGUCACACAUUAUGUUUGAAUGAUCUGAACUACAGUAUUGAUCAGAUGACAGUCCAAAUAAAAGAGUUAAAUUUU
Messenger RNA from Salmo salar (Atlantic salmon), 6489 nucleotides. RefSeq names its product protein Smaug homolog 2. The record is from RefSeq and is a predicted model, not a curated record. Gene Ontology annotation, molecular function: translation repressor activity; protein binding; mRNA binding. Gene Ontology annotation, biological process: regulation of mRNA stability; negative regulation of translation; nuclear-transcribed mRNA poly(A) tail shortening. Gene Ontology annotation, cellular component: P-body. Lineage: Eukaryota; Metazoa; Chordata; Actinopteri; Salmoniformes; Salmonidae.